CGAAGCCGAUAAAGGCGGCAUUUUCAACCUUCGCAACCCGCCACACCUAGCAGCUUAUUGGCUUUGCUACCUUGAACGCGCAUUUCAAGCCGCAGGUCGACUAACAACUCGGGGAGCUGUACUACUCCCGCCGCCAUCAUGUCUGCGGACGACCAGGCCUUUCUGGACGUACUAUCGUCCCUACCGAACAACAUCCAAAAAUACUCCAGAGACGCAGCCGAAUACGUAGACAGGCAUGUCGACCAAAUAGCCGAAACACUCCGAGACACUAUCGCCAAUUCGCAGUGGGUGCCCGAGCAGUUCCGCCCACGACCGACCCCUCCACCAACAAUCAUAACCGUGCCGUCAUCCGCCCUCGAAAAGGUCCAGAACUGGUUCUACAAGCACAAGAUCCUCGUCGGGUUUGUCGCCGUGACUACCGGUUUCGUUGUCUACCGGACAUACAAGAGUACGGCGCGAUGGCGAAAAACACGGCGCGCUAGGCGGUCCCGCAGUGGCGGCCGGAUGGAUGUGGUGGUUAUCGCCGGCUCGCCGGCCCUGCCCUUGACGAGGUCGCUGGCGCUGGACCUGGAACGGAAAGGAUUUGUUGUGUUCGUCGUCGCCAACAGCCAUGAGGAUGAGAUCAUGGUUCAGCACCUAGCACGGCCAGAUAUCCGACCUUUGAGCAUCGAUAUCACCGAUCCCCCAAGUACCGGUACCUCCAUCGACACCUUCGCCCGCUAUCUCCAGUCUCCGCACGCCGCGAUCCCCAACGGCAAGCGACACCAUCUGUUGCUCAAAGCCGUCAUCCUCAUCCCGUCGCUCAACUACCAGACCUCGCCUAUCGCGACCAUCCCGCCGUCGAGUUUCGCCGACCUCUUCAACACCCACCUCCUUCAACCGAUCCUCACAAUCCAAGCCUUCCUGCCGCUCCUCACAGCGCGCCUCACCCCGUCGUCGGACAAGGAACGACCGAGCCCGAAAGUCCUCGUCUUCACGCCGUCCAUCAUCUCGUCCAUAAACCCACCAUUCCACGCUCCGGAGGCAACCAUCUGCUCCGCCCUCUCGGCCUUCACCGAAGUGCUGACGGGCGAACUGCGGCCGCUCGGAAUCCCCGUGACGCAUAUGCAGCUGGGCACGUUCGACUUUGCGGGCUUCACACCGGCGGCCAACUCCCGCCUGCUCCAUCCUCACGGGCUGCUCACGGCGGCGCCCGAGGACGCCGACGCGCUCCCCUGGCCGGACUCGGCGCGGCAUGCGUACGGGAAGAACUUUGUCUCGCAGUCGGGGUCGGCGAUUGGCGCCGGGCGGAUACGGGGGAUGCGGGGCAGCUCGCUAAAGGAGCUACACAAUGCUGUGUUUGACGUCAUUGACGGGUCGCUCACGAGUGGAAUGGUGCAGGUUGGGCUCGGGGCCGGCGUGUACGGGUUCGUCGGCCGGUGGGUGCCGAAAGGGUUGGUUUCGUGGAUGAUGGGGAUUAGACGGGUAAAUGAGCUAGCCACAUGGCAGGGGAACGGGUCGUCUGCAUUCGGUAGCCCUAAGUCGGCGAGGAGCGAUGAACCAGGGAGCGAUUCAUAUGUUACCGUGCCGCCUUUGGAACAGGUGGGGGACGCAAAUGUCUGGAAGGAGGGCUAAUUACGCCCGGAAGAACAUGGGAACAUGGGGACAUGGGAACAUGGGUAUGGGUAUUAAGGUUUGGAGUACAUAGGGGUACGGUACACUUUGCUCAGCCAAAGACAGCUGCAACUCAUGACUCUCCAUACAUAAUUAUAUUGAUGAGAGACAGACACAUGUAUCAAGGGAACCGAAUGGCAAUAACCACUACAGUCUCUAACCGGUGCCCAAUCUCGCGGAUGACUCCGUAAAGCGACCCCCUCUCUAAUGGCCCCUCCCCCGGAACCGGCCGCCCUUCCCCCUCCACCUCCCACCUCUCCCACCACCAAACCGAUCUUUAUGCCGCCCAUCAUGACCCCUCUCCCCAUCCCUAUCCCUCCCA
This is a messenger RNA of Chaetomium fimeti, 1975 nucleotides long. RefSeq lists its product as uncharacterized. The record is from RefSeq and is a predicted model, not a curated record. Lineage: Eukaryota; Fungi; Ascomycota; Sordariomycetes; Sordariales; Chaetomiaceae. The coding region runs from base 139 to 1614 and encodes 491 amino acids. The transcript has 3 exons.